AUGACUAGUUCUACUGGCUUCCGAUUUACGGUUAAAAUUGACAUAGUCUUGCUAAGAAAGACACUUGAAAUGGAUCCGUUUAGAAUGGCUCGAGGAUUUAUGAUGCCUAUUUGGCAAGAAAUAGCCGAUCAUGUUAGCAAUAGCUGCAAGAUUGCUGUUGAUCAUCACAAGUGUCGAAUUAGGAUAGCAAACUUAGUAACUUAUGGAAAGCGGAAAACGGAUUCUAAAUAUCGUAGAUUAUCUGGGUCAACAACAGAUCAUCGUGAAAGAGACAUGUUAGUUCAAAAAUUAUUAGAACUAAAGAGGUUAAGCGAAAAGAACAAAUUACCUUAUAGCCACUCAAAGCAGCUUCGAUCUAGAGAUUCGUUAAAUACCUCCACUACUGACAUUACCAAUAUCCCAAAUGAUGGCAAUGCUCCUGAAUCAAGUGAAUCGGAAAUUUCAGUCGAUGGCGACACAGAAUCUCGAUUAAAUGAUAACAACCGUUUGGAAUUAUCGACAGGCCCUGACCUAAAAAAUUUACAAAGUCAGCUUACCGACAUUGUCACGGAGCUUAAGUUAGCCAGAAAAGAAAUAAGUUUAAAACAAGACUUUCUGAUAAAACUAAAAGAACGGGAAAUUGAAGUACAACAGAUUAAAUUGGAAAUGAAGCAAGAACUUCUUAGUGCUAAUAAUAGACAUGAACCAUUAAAUGUUUUGACUGACUUAAUUAAAUUAUUGAGAGAAGAAGUAUCUAUCAUGAGAGAAGAUAGGGUCAAGCUGAUGUCUAUGGUCAUUAAAGGUUUCAAUAAAUAA
Molecule: messenger RNA, 795 nt
Organism: Trichoplax adhaerens
Lineage: Eukaryota; Metazoa; Placozoa; Uniplacotomia; Trichoplacea; Trichoplacidae
Exons: 1
Coding region: 1-795 (264 amino acids)
Source: RefSeq, a predicted model, not a curated record